Messenger RNA from Umbelopsis ramanniana AG, 1219 nucleotides. RefSeq lists its product as uncharacterized. Lineage: Eukaryota; Fungi; Mucoromycota; Umbelopsidomycetes; Umbelopsidales; Umbelopsidaceae. The transcript is spliced from 2 exons. Bases 24 to 1067 code for a protein of 347 amino acids. The record is from RefSeq and is a predicted model, not a curated record.
CCCUUUUGCGGGCCCUCACUCAAAUGAUAACUUAUCCCGUGGAUAUUGCAAUAUUAGCAGCUUAUUUUGCUCUUAUCUUUGCUUUAUUGGCCGGUAUUGUGCCCUCGUUACUUGAAGCACAAAAGUCUUCUAACCGCUCUUCCUCCUUGUUUCUCGCUUUCGCUGCAAUCGCUUUAUUGGCAACAUGGACCUACAUGUUGAAAUAUUUUCAUCACAGCUAUUCGGAAUGGCGCGCCAUCGCCACUGUCAUUCCCGAGACACUACUCGAUUCUAUAAGUCACUGGCUUCAUAACGUCUCGUUGUUUGAUGAUGCAUGGCGAACUGUUAGCGUUGGUGCCAUACAGUGGUUAUGGAGCCAUCAAUUGUGCGCGUUCACGGUUUCCGUCUGGACUCCUUUUCUAGCUCUAGAAGCUCAACGAAGAAAUAUACCAUUCCCUUGGGCUUACAUGUUGCUAGGACAGGUGGUGGCUAUCUCAUUUGCUGCUUGUUUGUUUUUUGCCGUCAUGGCUGCUCUACCUUUGAGAGCAGCAGGCAACAUCCAGUUCAAUGCUCCUGUCACUGCUUUCUGUUCCGCCAUUGGUAUCGCCACCGUGCUUAUCAGUCCAUACGUAGCUACCUCGUCAGCCUUCAUGCCCAAUCUUCUCACCAUGCACGCCGUCUUGAUUGUACCUUUAGUUCUUCCCGAGCGAUUCCUUCGUCCUUAUACCUCUCGCCAACCAUUGGCACUAGCAGCCAUUUAUCUUUUUGCUGCAGGCGCAAAUUUCGCAAACUACCUGCAACAGAUGAUUGCUGUGUUGGCCACUAGUGAAUCGAAAAAUUUGAUCCAAUUGAUGUUCAAUGUCUUGUAUAGUCAUCCUGCUCAAUCCAGUAUUGGCUGGGAUAUUAUAUGUGUUAGUUUGUUUGGCGCGACGUGGAUGAUUGCCGACAGUCGGAGCCUCGAUCGACCCAAGUCAGCCGCACACCUCGGCGUGAGUCAGAAGAUAGCUUAUAUGCUCUUCAUAUGCACGCCGUUUCUUUCGAUUUCCACAACCCUUCCAUUGUACCUAGCCUGGCGAGAAAUAAUGUAGACUUUGGUCAAGCGAUAGAAAUAAUUAUUUGACAAUGUAUUUUUUACUUGCAAUUGAUCUUGUGUACAAUAAACGUCAGGGAUCCGAACGUGUUUGGUUUUUUUUUCGCACAUCCGGUCUCACCAAAGCUUAAUUUUGAGGGAAAAUAUAUA